AUGGAGAGAGGUCUCAUUAUUGGAAUUGUUUUUAAUUUAGUCUGGCCAGUACCGGUAAAUUGCGGGUUUCAGUUGAAGAAUGUGAAUUGUGAGUCCUUUGACACUUCGUAUUGGGAUUUCCACCGCUGUGAAAUGAAGAUUGUUCGACGAGGAGUGGCCGCUUUUUAUAUGUUCUGGAAGAUUUAUAAACUACCAAUCAACAAUGCAAUUAUCAACGUAUCGCUAUACAAGAAAUCGAACGGAUAUCGGCCGUUUCUCUUCAAUCAGUCCGUGGAUUUUUGUUACUACAUGCGAAAUCCACAAGCCCAUCCAUUGAUGUCAAUGCUUCACAAAGCAUUCAUGCCUGCAUCCAACAUAAAUCAUUCGUGUCCUUAUAAUCAUGAUUUGAUAAUCAACGACUUUAUUUACAACAAGAACGACUUUAAGGAUCUUCCCAUACCCAAUGGUGAAUAUAUGAUUGAAGCUAAAUUUGCAAGUUACAAAGUUCAUCGUGCAUUAAUAAAGAUUUACGUAAAAAGAAAUGAUUAA
Molecule: messenger RNA, 528 nt
Organism: Drosophila rhopaloa
Lineage: Eukaryota; Metazoa; Arthropoda; Insecta; Diptera; Drosophilidae
Exons: 2
Coding region: 1-528 (175 amino acids)
Source: RefSeq, a predicted model, not a curated record